Molecule: messenger RNA, 870 nt
Organism: Sciurus carolinensis (gray squirrel)
Lineage: Eukaryota; Metazoa; Chordata; Mammalia; Rodentia; Sciuridae
Product: thiol S-methyltransferase METTL7B-like
Exons: 2
Coding region: 69-686 (205 amino acids)
Molecular function (GO): S-adenosylmethionine-dependent methyltransferase activity
Source: RefSeq, a predicted model, not a curated record
UGCCCCUGCACCUGAUGGCUCUGCUGGGCUUCUGGUAGCCCCUGUGCAAAAGCUACUUCCCCUACCUGAUGGCCAUGCUGGCUGACAAUGCCAACCGCAAGAUGGAGAGCAAGAAACGGGAGCUCUUCGGCCAGAUAAAGGAGCUGAUGAGAACCUCUGGGAAGGUGGCCCUGCUGGACCUGGGCUGCGGCACUGGUGCCAACUUCCAGUUCUAUCCUCCUGGCUGCAGGGUCACCUGCCUGGACCCAAACCCCCACUUUGAGAAGUUCCUGACAAAGAGCAUGGCUGAGAACAGGCACCUCCGAUAUGAGCGGUUUGUGGUGGCUCCUGGCGAGGACAUGAAACAAGUGGCUGAUGGCUCCAUGGACGUGGUGGUCUGCACUCUGGUGCUGUGCUCUGUGCAGAGCCCAAAGAGGGUCCUGCAGGAAGUCCAGAGAGUGCUGAGGCCGGGAGGAGUGCUGUUCUUCUGGGAGCAUGUGGCUUAUCCUCGAGGAAGCUGGGCCUUCAUGUGGCAGCAGGUUUUUGAGCCCACCUGGAAACACAUUGGGGACGGCUGCUGCCUCACCAGAGAGACCUGGAAGGACCUGGAGGACGCCCAGUUCUCUGAGAUCCAAAUGGAACGACAGCCCCCUCCCCUCAAAUGGUUACCUGUUGGGCCCCACAUCAUGGGGAAGGCUGUGAAAUAAGCUUCCCCAGGUGGUCAUCUGCUCCCCUACCCCAUCCCCAGUCAGAACAAGCCGUCCACAGCCAAAUCUGUCUUCUGCUGAGAGGGAUCUGGUCAAGAAUGAGAGCAGCCGCUCCCACCACCGUCCUCCCCUAGCUCCUCUCUCCCGCCUCUGCCCUAGGGGAACCUCUAGCUCCAAGAAAAGA